GUAAGCGGUUCCUGCGGUGUUGUCUUCACAAGCAAGACCUACAGGAGGGCCUGCAGCACUUGGUCCAAAACAAAGUGCACAGGGCUAGGGAAGGUGGACUUUCUCAGAUUGACUAUGUGGACUGGCUUCAUAACUCAGCCCUUUUGCAUCCCUCUGCCUGCGUAGACAUAGACGCCUACAGUAGGAAGGGGAUGUUGACUGCGUCUGGAAUGGAGAAGUCGUAGGUGGUCACAGAAAAGUUCUGGCCCCUGCUGCCCGUUCUAGUCCUAGCACAGGAGGCUUCAGUUAAGCUACGGCAGCCCUUCUUCCCAUUCUCUCCUCUCUGAGGCUUCGAACCCCAGGCCUCGCCGUUGAACUUAUCAAGGGACCGCAUACCUCACACAAGGGCUCGGACCAUGGUGCAGUCCCACCGGCUCCCCUGCCCCCCUCUCCUGUGAGACUGGCUGCGGGGAGGGAUCAUGGAUACUUGUCUGCCGGCUUCUGGUUCCCACGCAAGUAAGCCUGCUGUCAAUGGAGGAGGACAUUGAUACCCGCAAAAUCAACAACAGUUUCCUGCGCGACCACAGCUAUGCGACCGAAGCUGACAUUAUCUCUACGGUAGAAUUCAACCACACGGGAGAAUUACUAGCGACAGGGGACAAGGGGGGUCGGGUUGUAAUUUUUCAACGAGAGCAGGAGAGUAAAAAUCAGGUUCAUCGUAGGGGUGAAUACAAUGUUUACAGCACAUUCCAGAGCCAUGAACCCGAGUUCGAUUACCUGAAGAGUUUAGAAAUAGAAGAAAAAAUCAAUAAAAUAAGAUGGCUCCCUCAGCAGAAUGCAGCCUACUUCCUUCUGUCUACUAAUGAUAAAACCGUGAAGCUGUGGAAAGUCAGCGAGCGUGAUAAGAGGCCAGAAGGUUACAAUCUGAAAGAUGAGGAGGGCCGGCUCCGGGAUCCUGCCACCAUCACGACCUUGAGGGUGCCUGUCCUGAGACCCAUGGACCUGAUGGUGGAGGCCACCCCGCGAAGAGUGUUUGCCAACGCACACACAUAUCACAUCAACUCUAUAUCAGUCAACAGCGACUAUGAGACCUACAUGUCAGCUGAUGACCUGAGGAUUAACCUCUGGAACUUUGAAAUAACCAAUCAAAGUUUUAGUAUCCUUUCCUGGGGGCCAAUAGCCAGUUGGCUUGAAUCAUAA
This is a messenger RNA of Leptonychotes weddellii (Weddell seal), 1179 nucleotides long. The record is from RefSeq and is a predicted model, not a curated record. Lineage: Eukaryota; Metazoa; Chordata; Mammalia; Carnivora; Phocidae.